Gymnodraco acuticeps is the source of this 3250-nucleotide messenger RNA. RefSeq lists its product as uncharacterized. The coding region runs from base 560 to 3250 and encodes 896 amino acids. Gene Ontology annotation, molecular function: zinc ion binding; nucleic acid binding. Lineage: Eukaryota; Metazoa; Chordata; Actinopteri; Perciformes; Bathydraconidae. The record is from RefSeq and is a predicted model, not a curated record. The transcript has 4 exons.
GGGGCUCGUCCAACGGGUUAUUUAUUUAAAAAGUUUGUGUAGUGCUCAUUGAGCAGCUGAUUCAUUGUUGUGGUCCAGCUGUGUGCUGGCUCUGCGCUGCUAUUUGGGGGACACAUCAUGUCUUUUGGGUUUCAGGAUGCUUUAGUGUGUGACAUGGCAUCAGGGUUUGUGUGCCAAUCAGAAGGUAAGAUAUUGCUGUUUGUUACGCUUUUGUAAAAGAGAUUUUCCCCGCUAGGCUUAAGUGGCGUUUCCCCUUGGGUUCCGUCUGUUUGUUUUUUUCAUAGUGUUGUGGCGACGUGGUUGGUGUCAGCUGUUUUCGGACAGCUGUCUCGGGGGCACAUCCGCGUGAUUUCUUGGUGUUACCUGCGUGCAGGUCGCUCCAUAAAUCCGCCGGGUUCCAGUGCGUAAUUACCCGCCGCAAGCCACAUGAAGACUAGGUGAGAUUAGGAAGAUUUUGGUAAGGCAGUUAGGGGGGAAUUCUCUGUUGGGUUUUGUCUUUUCGCCCAGGCGUGUUGACAGUUGAGUACUUUGCUUUCUGAUUGGGUAUAGGCAAUAUAUUAUGGCUUCUUUGUCAGCGUUUGUGGAUGCGCCCUCAGUAUCUUUCUUGGAUGGUUGCCAGAAGGCGCAGUUGAUCGAAAUAGCAGAGCAUUAUGAAAUUGCUGUUGUAGGGAGCAAGCGGAAACAUGACAUUAAAGCUGUCAUCGUGUCAUCUUUGUUUGAGCGGGGAGUGUUACAGAAGAGUGAGUCUGGUGUGGCAGGGGUCGGGCCAGUAGUGGUUCAGACAGCUGGUUUGACAUUCGAACAGCAAAAGGAGCUUUUGGCCAUGCAGUUUAAUCAGGAGAGAUUGCAGUUGGAGUUGAAGUUGGAGCAGGAGAAGUUGCAGUUGGAGAUGAGGGGUCAGCAGCAGGAGGUAGAGAAGCGUUUAGAGGUGGAGAAGGUGCUGGAGGUGGAAAAGAUGAAAUGUGAGGUGGAACAUGCUAGAUUACGGCUGAUGGGAGAGGGCAAGUUUUCUCCAGGGGAGGAUGGUGGUGCUAGGUUAGCAUCAGGCAGUGGCGAUAUAAUUUCUUACUUGCGAUUAGUGCCAAAGUUCAAUGAGCGUGACCCGGACAUUUUUUUCACUCUAUUUGAACACAUAGCAGAGGCAAGAAACUGGUCAGAUUCGGACAGAGUGCUGUUACUUCAGUGUGUACUCACUGGGCGAGCACAGGAAGCCUAUUCAGCUAUUUGUGGCGAAAAUACUUUGGACUAUGAUAGAGUAAAAUCAGCGGUGUUGAAAUCUUACGAACUGGUUCCUGAAGCGUAUCGUCAAAGGUUCAGAAGUGGGGUCAAGGGAGAUAAGCAGACACAUGUGGAGUUUAUCCGUGAUUUAACUUCUCAUUUUCAGCGGUGGUGCGCGGCAGCAAAGGUUGCAAGUUUUGACGGUCUUUGUGAGCUCAUUGUCUUGGAACAAUUUAAAAACAUUCUCCCUCAGCGUGUGGCCACAUAUGUGAAUGAACAGAAACCUCCCACCGCGUUUAGAGCUGCUGAAUUAGCGGACGAUUUUGUGUUGACACAUAAGGGCAGUUUUGCGGAGAAAUAUUCUAGGGGUGAUUGGAAACGUGGAGAAGACAAUGGAGAUGCCCGUGCAAAGUUUUCACCAGGCUCCUCCCGUAGAUUUGCAGGUACAGGGCGACCCGAGGGGGCCAAAGUGGACCAAUGUCACUAUUGCAAAGGUGGGGGUCAUUGGAAGGAGCAGUGUCCAUUGCUGGAAACGAAGGGGAAGCCUCGUUUGUCACCACAUGCUCCAGCCAUGUGUUGUUCGGCCGUGUUGGUUAAAAAGCCACAGGGUGUAGGAUCGGGCAUGGUGCCUGAUAAGAAGCUGGUUUGUGCCGACUUGGAUGUGGGUUCUGUUUUUGGGCCGUUCAUAACGGAAGCCGUUGUGUCAAUAGUUGGUAGUGACAAGUAUGUUCCGAUUAAGGUGUUGCGUGACACAGCAGCUAGAUACUCAUUUAUUGUUGAGUCAGUGUUGCCUUUUUCGUCAGAGACAGAGACGGGGGAUUUUGUGCUGAUGAGGGGAAUGGAGAUGGGCUUGAUUCCUGUGCGACGUCAUACAGUAGUGCUGGAUUGUGAGCUGGUACGGGGAGUUGUGUCUAUCGGCGUGCGUCCCGCAUUGCCACUUGAUGGGGUACAGAUGAUUUUGGGCAACGAUCUUGCUGGUUGUGUGGUGUGGGCAGGUGUGCCACCGCCUGUGGUGGUUUCCAGACCGUUGGCAUCUGUAGAGCCAGAUAAGAGUGGUUUGCAAUUUCCAAGUGUGUCUCCUUUUUAUACUAUUAUGCGUGUGCAGAGCCGUAGGAUGUCUACUGACCUACCUGUUUCGGAGUCUGGAAAAAGUGGCCCAACACGGUCCUUUGACUUUCAGAUCGAGACAAAGGUGAAGGAGAAGAAAGAGAGGAAACGCCGCAAAGCGAAGAAGAGGAGGCCGAAGGAGGUCAGCGCGCCCAAGAGGCCGAUGAGCGCCUACAUGCUGUGGCUCAACGCCAGCCAACCCAAGGAGGAGUGGGACAUAAAGGCAGUGGAAUCGAAGAAGCAGUACGAAAUCGCAAGGCAAGAGCUCGAAGACAGAGGCGGAGGAGGAGCGUCCUCCAGUCCUAAGAUGGAAAGUCGCAACAUCUGUGAACAGUUUAUUUUCAAGCUCUUCAAGCUCAUGACAACAUAUGUUCAUAAGAGGAUUGUCCAUGGCUACACACCGAUCGCAAGUACACCAUUCAUGUACAGGUCUUCCUACUCGCCUCCCGAAAUCAAUUGCACGAGUAAAGGGAUCGUCUCCAGCAAGAUCACCGUGCUGUUCAUCCUCAUCGUCACUGUCCCUGGAUUCCUGACGGUUCUGACUACUUGGCUUGAACCUGACUUCCCCCUGGUGCUGACCAUGGUGGCGGAACAUGUAGGGCUACCACUGCCGCCAAAACCGGUGAGCCGCCUCCGCCAGGGGUUCUACGGCCCGGUCCGCCCGGCCCAGCCAGCUUUCAUUUCGCCCCCGUUGCCAGAUAUCUGGCAGUGUGUGGAAGCGCCGUGGCAACAGCCACUGAAGACGAAGGCUCCAGUGGCUGGUAUGGUGGGGAUCCUCAGGGUGCAGGGCCGCACGGACACAGCGUGUCCCGGCGUGCCCCCCCUUAAUGAGAGCCUGGCAGCCCAUCUGCUCCCACAGGCAGCAGGAUGGGCGGAGGGUAAGAAGCCUCUGCCCCUGCUGCCUCGUGACCAGGGGCGGAUCUAG